AUGGUCAUCGAACAGCCACCUGCGAGAAUACUUCUGGUGGAUUCGUACGACUCGUUCACCUACAAUCUCGCCUCGCUCUGCCAGAAAUCGAUACCUGACUGUCAGAUCCACAUCAUCAAGAAUGAUCAGCUUUCGUUGUCUGCACUUCUUCCCCUCCUCCCCCACUUCUCUGCUAUUGUGGUCGGCCCUGGACCAGGGUCACCUCAUAUCGCAGAAGACAUUGGCAUUGUCAAAGACCUCUGGAAGCUCAGCGAAGACUAUCUUCUUCCCAUAUUUGGUGUUUGUCUUGGACACCAGAGUCUAGUCCUUGAAUUCGGUGGGCAGCUGGAGAGAUUGCGGGUCGUCAAACACGGACAGGUCUCACGUGUGGAACAUACUUCGGAAGACUUGUUCAAGAAUGUCGACGAUGUGUGGGCCGUUCGAUACCAUUCACUUCAAGUCCACGUGCGACCACAUAGUGACAUCGAGGCGUUAGCCUGGGCAGACGAUGGGGAAGAGAAUGGCAUGGUAGUUAUGGCUGUCAAGCACCGCAGUCGUCCCUUCUGGGCUGUUCAAUAUCAUCCGGAGUCCGUCCUUACCGAUGGAGGAGGUUUUGAGGUUGUCUCAAACUUCUGGAACCUGGCGCACAAUUGGAAUACAAUACACGGCCGCAUUAUUCGUGACUGGAGUCAUGAUGCGGAAGACACGUUCGGAUUGCCGUGGCCACACCUCUAUACACCACCUCUGUCUCCAUCUCAGUCUCCCCCUCGGACAGUGUCCACCUCCGUGCUUCGUAAAACCAACCUAUCAGCUACGGCCAUUUGUGAACUACUCAACGUAGCAGACGACUCGUCACCGUUUGUCCUUCUCGAUUCCGCGGCACAACCCGGGAGAUACACCAUCAUCGGUUGCGUGAAUGGUCGCUCUCCCCGCAUCAUAUAUUCUCUCACAGAUUCUCACGUACGUGUUCUGCAAGAUGGUGUUAGCACACCCUUUGAACUGGACUCGUACGACAUCUGGUCUUGGAUCGCGUCUUUCAUGAACAAACGCAAAGCAGUCGGUGGGGUGCCUGACCUCCCAUUCUGGGGAGGUUUGAUCGGUUACCUCAGCUAUGAGCUUGGCGCACACUCCUUGUGUGCACCUGGCACGAUCGCACUUGACGAUGCGGAUACGCGCCAUUCCGACGUAAACCUCAUAUUUGUGGAGCGUAGUAUAGUUCUGGACACUUGCUCUGGCGAUAUUUAUUUUCAGUCUAUCGUUGAAGGCGAUCAUGUCUGGUUUUCCGAGACUACGGUGCUCAUUCAACGAGCUGUAACGAAAGCCUCUGACUCGGAACCCAAGGUCUCAACUACUUCCACGAAGGUCAAGGAGAAAACCAUCAGUAUCUCACUGCCGGAUCAAGUACUUUACAAGUCACGCAUCGACGUAGCGAAGGAGUAUUUGGCUGCGGGUGACUCCUACGAACUGUGCCUUACGGCUCGAACGCGGGUGACUAUCAAUGAUCCUCAUGCACCUCAGCCCUCGCGCGUGCAUUCUCCCUCCUGGCAACGGUAUAAACAGCUUCGGAAGCGAAACGCGGCACCACAUGCUGCAUACCUCCGCCUGCACCCCACCACACUAGUUGCAUCAUCUCCAGAACGUUUCCUCUCUUUUUCUCGCCCUCCCCAUGCUAAGUACCAACUCCGUCCCAUCAAAGGCACUGUUCGCAAAGGUCCCGGCAUAACUCGCGCCGUAGCGGAGCAGGCGCUGUCCGGCAGCCGAAAGGAGGUCGCUGAGAACCUCAUGAUUGUCGAUCUCAUACGGCAUGACCUUCACGGUGUCGUUGGCAAGGACGUAAACGUUUCCCAGUUUUGCGGGGUUGAAGAGUACAAGACGAUGUGGCAAUUGGUCAGCGUCAUUGAGGCUGCCACCCCUGCUGGAGCGGAGCAGACUGAUGGCCAACACGCUAAUGGUGCUCUGGGCUGGGAAGUGUUGAGGAGAAGUUUACCCCCAGGUCAGUGGAGUAUGACAGGUGCACCCAAGAAGCGUAGUGUUGAAAUUUUGCAGACUUUGGAGGAUGACGAGCGGAGCUUGUACUCUGGUGUCUUUGGAUACUGGUGCGUUGGAGGUGGAGGCGAUUGGUCUGUCACGAUCCGAAGCUGCUUCAAGCGCGAUGACCGCUACAACCAAGACAUGGGCUUACCAAGUACGGAAGUCUCUUCUGAAGGUGCUCCAACAGCACCUCCUUGCACCGAAGAAUGGGUGAUAGGAGCGGGAGGUGCUAUCACUGCCCUCUCUGAUACCGACGCUGAAUGGGAUGAAAUGGUGGUAAAGUUACAGAGCGUCUUACCAAUUUUUGGGUCGUCCUAA
Messenger RNA from Coniophora puteana RWD-64-598 SS2, 2328 nucleotides. Its product is annotated as para-aminobenzoate synthase. The record is from RefSeq and is a predicted model, not a curated record. Lineage: Eukaryota; Fungi; Basidiomycota; Agaricomycetes; Boletales; Coniophoraceae. Gene Ontology annotation, biological process: L-tryptophan biosynthetic process. The transcript is spliced from 3 exons. Bases 1 to 2328 code for a protein of 775 amino acids.